CUGAACCCCGUCUCCAAGCAACUCAUUAUCUUCCUCUCUCUCUCUCUCUCUCUCUCUCGCUCGCUCUCUGUUUCAAUUUUUCCAUGGAGAUUUAGAGCGGUUUGAGUAACAGAGCUUUUCCUUUCUUUCUUUGUUGUUUAUUUUUUUGAUUAUUGGGGAAGAGAUGUCCCGGCAAACAAUGGAACAGAGCUGUAACAGCCCUGUCACUGCUGAAGAGAUUGAGGUUGUCGAAAUUUUGCGGGAGCUGCCCCGUCUAAUCCUCGAAUCUGAGUCACGCCCUCGCUUUACUUUCAAGUGGGGCGCUAAGAGGAGGAGAUCUGCUGCUUCGAAAGAAGAGUUCGCCUCCGCAUCUUUGCCUGCUGUGGAACUAUCACAGUCGCCAUCGCCGCCACUUCCUUCUAAAGUCGUUGGCCCUACCUAUGAGACUGAGAGACCCACAGAAAAGCCCUUGACUUCAAGUCCCGCUACGCCUCUUUCCUUUUCUCCAAGUGAAUCUGAUGAGAAGCCUCUGCCGUCCAAGAAGAAAGCCUCUGUUAAUAGUCUUAAAAGGAAGAAAGAGCAAUUGUUGGAGAUGGUGGAAGAUCUUACUCAGCGCAACCAGUUGUUGAAAAAGGAUAUAGAGAGUAAGAGGCUGUUUCUUGAUCAGCAGAAAGCUAAGAACUUGGAGUUGAAAUUGAAGAAGCAAGAGUUAAGUCUGAGUCUUUGCAAUGCCAAAGAGUCACAUUCGGAUUCAAGCAAAAGCUUGAAUCUUGCGACACAAUUAACCCAAAUUUCCAUGGAGACUGCGAAGAGUCAAGAUCAUCAACAACUGCGAAUCUCCACCAUGGUCUAUCAACAACCGUUCACCAUGGAUCAAACGGUUUCCAUAUCAGAAACAAAAAAGAAUUCUCAGUACCCAUACGGUCGAAUGAUCUCCUGGUUACCAUCAAACAACGGACUAAGCAAGGUGCAUGAGCAUGAUAGCAUGGUCCCGCUUGGUCUCCUUGAUCUCAACGUUUCCGCAGAGGAAGCUUUCGGGUUUUGCUCUUCGAAAUCGUUUGAUAUGAAUUCAACAACUAAGGCCAGAGCUGCUCAAGCUAGGUUUAAAAGGAUGCAGAUUUGCAGGUCCAAGAAUCAGACUGCUGGCUGGAAAGCUCGUUACCCUUUUCGAUGAUUUUGCCUCUCUUUUUUUUAAUUUCUUCCUUUUUUGGGUUUCUUUUUUGCCGCGGAAUUAGCAUAGGUAUUAAACAGGGGAUAUCAAAAUUGUAAAUUAGAGUAGUUUUAGGAAGAGAUUUUAUUAAAUUUGGUAUAAUAUUCAUAAAUGCUUCAGAAUCUUCGAAGGUUAUUCAAUUCAAGAUUUUUUACUUAUUGAGCAA
Molecule: messenger RNA, 1355 nt
Organism: Theobroma cacao (cacao)
Lineage: Eukaryota; Viridiplantae; Streptophyta; Magnoliopsida; Malvales; Malvaceae
Source: RefSeq, a predicted model, not a curated record